AUGCUUUCCACCAGCUCCCGCCUGUUCCGCGCUCGACUAUCCCCAUAUAGGCAGAAGGUCAACCUCACUGGUCUAUACAAUGGGCGCCUUUCCACACUCGCUCACAAUGCCUGUUCCUCAACGCAAUUGAACGGCAGCCGAUCUCUCGCUGUCGUCUCAUACAACGCGUUACGAACAACACAAAUCCAAGUCCGACACAGCUCGCAGUUGCAACCGCCCCCAACACAACCAAUCGAGACGGAUAGUGCAGAGAAGAACCCAGCCACUCACUACACCCCACCGAAGACAGGCUUGAUUGCCUCCCUGCCGAGUUCAUGGAUACCGUAUGCGGAAUUGGUGCGGCUGGACAAGCCCACGGGCACAUACUACCUAUUCUUCCCAACUCUCUUUUCUACCCUCCUCGCUGCGCCAAUGGCUGGUGUGGCACCGCUUCAUGUCUUGGGUACAUCAGCACUGUUCUUUUCCGGUGCACUGAUCAUGCGCGGCGCAGGCUGCGCGAUCAACGACCUAUGGGACCGAAACCUGGACCCUCACGUCGAGCGCACCAAGUUCCGACCCAUUGCCAGAGGUGCACUCUCGCCGAAAAAGGCGGUCCUCUUUACGGGUUCACAGUUGGUGGCUGGAUUGGGCGUGCUUCUUUCGUUCCCUACUCAGUGCCUUUGGUAUGGGCUUCCUAGCAUGCCCAUCGUGGUGGCCUAUCCGCUUGCUAAGCGCGUGACCAAUUACCCGCAAGCUGUCUUGGGUCUUGCCUUUUCAUGGGGAGCGAUCAUGGGAUUCCCAGCGUUGGGGGUGGACCUGCUUGCCAAUCAUGAUGCCAUGAUGGCUGCAGGUGCCCUUUAUUCCAGUUGUAUUGCUUGGACAGUUCUGUACGAUAUGAUUUAUGCACACAUGGACAUUAAAGACGAUGUCAAGGCCGGUAUCAAGUCAAUUGCCCUCCGCCAUGAGCACAACACCAAGGCUGUCCUGAGUGGUCUGGCGGUGGCCCAGGUCUCGCUCCUCGCGGCCGCGGGAGUUGCUGCCGGUUGCGGACCUGUGUUCUUCGUUGGUAGCUGCGGCAGUGCCGUUUUGUCGCUUGGUCUCAUGAUUUGGAAGGUUCAGUUGAAGAAUGUUCGGAACUGCUGGUGGUGGUUCAAGAAUGGAUGUCUGCUGACCGGUGGAGGGAUCUCCUUGGGCUUGCUCGCCGAGUAUGUGAUGCAAUACCUUGGUCUGUACAAUACGACGGAGCCGGAGCGCGUGGCCGAGUCGACACAAUAA
This is a messenger RNA of Penicillium concentricum, 1254 nucleotides long. RefSeq names its product putative para-hydroxybenzoate-polyprenyltransferase Coq2. Gene Ontology annotation, biological process: ubiquinone biosynthetic process. The record is from RefSeq and is a predicted model, not a curated record. NCBI's taxonomy places the organism in Eukaryota, Fungi, Ascomycota, Eurotiomycetes, Eurotiales, Aspergillaceae. The transcript has a single exon. The coding region runs from base 1 to 1254 and encodes 417 amino acids. Gene Ontology annotation, molecular function: 4-hydroxybenzoate polyprenyltransferase activity. Gene Ontology annotation, cellular component: mitochondrial inner membrane.